AUGUCUACUUCAAUAUCUCACACCUUUGUGUCUCCGUGUUUGCAAUUGCAGAAAAGAGGUGGUCGACCAGACCAGAGGUGGAUUCAGAAGCCAAGCAGUAGCAAAAUAGAUGAAACGUUUGAUGCUGCAGAAGUUAAGUCUGCAGCUUCUAUUGAGGUUAUCACAAUUGGAGUUAAUAGGCUUGUUAUUGCUGAAAACAGUGCACGAUCCUCUGUUCUUGUGCCACAGUUUGGGGGUAUCACCGUGAAUGAUGUAGCAGUAGCAGCUACUCAUGGUCAAAGUAAUGGACAGUCGUCCCAUGUUUCAGUUGGAUGUUCUCCAGUAAUAAAUGCCAACUCUUUACAUGGUAAAAAAUGCGUCUACCAACCAAAGUCUUAUGGGACAGUUUCUGGUGAUGCUGCAAAAGAAACUACCAGACAGGAAACUACAGCUCAAACUGCUGCUUUGAGCCGUUUGUUCAACAAAGAUUUGUUGGAGAAUUUUAAUGUAGACAACUCGACUUACUCCACUACCAAAAUCAUAGCAACAUUCAUCCUAAAUUUGAAAAUGAGAAGUCUGAUAGAGAGGUUUCACUCAAACACUUUGGAUCUCUUUUUAUGUAUGUUGGCCAUGAGGGUGGAGCCUAUGCAAAGAACAGCUUUGGGAAUGUUUAUACUGCAGUUGGAGUUUUUGUUCUUGGAAGAAUAUUUCUUUGAUUACAGCCAUGAUCACCGUUCAGAACCUCAAUCAAGAAACCUUCAAGAUGGAUUGAGUGUGCAAUCUGCUGGCACUUUUUCAAGUUCUAGAGAAGCUAAUUUAGAGUAUGAUAACUAUGCAACUCCAACUGCAACUGCAACUUCUACAUACCUGAACAAUGACCCAUAUGGAUAUGGAAACAUAGGAUAUGCAGGCUACUCUAGUAGUAGCUAUCAGCAACAACAGCCAAAUCAAUCAUACCCUCAACAGGUUAGUGACUCUUAUAAGCAGGCUCUGAUGAACGGCCCGAAGCUUAUUGAGCGAGAAAUGGAAUGGUUUAAGAUUUGUGAAAAGGAGACAAAGACAAAAGCUUUCUCCAAAGAAGGCCUAGGACAACAACCUAAAACGUUGAAUAACACACAUUACUGGAAGCACUUGCAAACUUGUCUUGUGAAAACUGAUGAUUGCGGUAACUUAUCAAAAAGAUUCAAGACUCUUAAACAAUAUGAAUUGGCAAAAUUAACUCCCAUUGAAGCCGGUUGUUGCAUACCACCAUCUGUGGUUGAUGAAAGCGAAUAG
Lactuca saligna is the source of this 1254-nucleotide messenger RNA. The record is from the annotation of a GenBank genome assembly. Lineage: Eukaryota; Viridiplantae; Streptophyta; Magnoliopsida; Asterales; Asteraceae.